This is a messenger RNA of Epithele typhae, 372 nucleotides long. RefSeq lists its product as uncharacterized. The record is from RefSeq and is a predicted model, not a curated record. Gene Ontology annotation, cellular component: large ribosomal subunit; mitochondrion. The transcript has a single exon. Bases 1 to 372 code for a protein of 123 amino acids. Gene Ontology annotation, molecular function: structural constituent of ribosome. Lineage: Eukaryota; Fungi; Basidiomycota; Agaricomycetes; Polyporales; Epitheliaceae. Gene Ontology annotation, biological process: translation.
AUGCUCUCCACUCUCCGCACAUGCGCACAGUCUGCGCGAGCGCAGUCUCGCUCGAUGGCGACCACCUCCAUACCCCAAGCGUCGACAACGGAGCCUCUCACCCACUACCGCAUCACACUCCAUCGCUCCGCAAUCGGUCUUCCGACGAGGUUCAAGGAUACGCUCGUCGCGCUCGGCAUCCACCGGCGAUUACAGACGGUCUACCACAGACAUACUCCGGAUAUUGCUGGAAAGAUCCUCAAGGUCAAGGAGCUCGUGACGGUGGAAAACGUCCCAGCUUCCGCCGUGCGGACGAAGUUGGAGCAGAGGCUGGAAAGGAAAGCCCCUCGUGGCUACGAGGUCACCGGGUCGAAGUUGACGGAGGGCUUUUAG